This is a messenger RNA of Lycium ferocissimum, 1343 nucleotides long. Its product is annotated as LOB domain-containing protein 38-like. The transcript is spliced from 2 exons. NCBI's taxonomy places the organism in Eukaryota, Viridiplantae, Streptophyta, Magnoliopsida, Solanales, Solanaceae. The record is from RefSeq and is a predicted model, not a curated record. Gene Ontology annotation, biological process: regulation of gene expression. Bases 477 to 1061 code for a protein of 194 amino acids.
UUAUUUAUCCUACCACAUUCUUUGAAGGUGUAAUAAGAGAAAGAGUUUAUUUACUUAUAUAUACCAAUAAUAUGGUAUAUAAAAUAAUGUUUAUACUAUUAAAUCAUCAUCCAUGAUAAGUGAGUUAUAAUUUAAAAUGGCAAAUUACCUACUGAAAUAGGUAAAGGUGCGACCUGAUAAGUUAAAUUCUAAAAACUAUUAACACAACUGAACUCUAGUUAACUGCAUACUUAAGUGACGAAAGAAAAUUAGUGGUUACUCUUCUUUAUAUGUAGGCCUUUCGUACUCCUUUCAUGCCUGUACUCUUCUUCUUCUCUCUCCUCUUUCUUGCUAAGUUCUUGUGUUAGGACCAGAAACAUUUUGAUAUAAUUUGUCUCCUACCCUCCCUAUUACCAAGUCCUAAUUAAUCUUUCUCUAUGCCCUAGUGAGGCAUUGGUAUAUAAUUAAGCCUAUCCCAUUUUUCCUUGUAUAGAGUCAUGAGUUGUAAUGGUUGUCGAGUGCUUCGAAAGAGAUGCAGUGAGAACUGUAUCCUCAGACCUUGUUUACAAUGGAUUGAAACUCCUGAAGCUCAGGGCCAUGCCACCAUUUUCGUUGCUAAGUUCUUCGGACGUGCUGGCCUCAUGUCCUUCAUUUCCGCUGUCCCAGAAAACCAACGGCCUAGUCUAUUUCAGUCCUUAUUAUACGAAGCUGUAGGAAGGACAGUUAACCCAGUGAACGGAGUUGUGGGACUAUUAUGGACAGGCAAUUGGCACGUAUGUAAAGCGGCAGUGGAAACUGUCCUCCGCGGCAGCACAUUGCAGCCAAUCCCGGAGCUUCUCGGAAAGACACCACCAAUCGAUGAGACAUGUGAAUGCACAGAUCUUCGUCGAAACAUGCGAUCACCAAAGAUGCAAAAACGGUGUUGUUCGGCAGAUCUUGAUUUCAGUUUAUUAACACGAGGUUUCCAGAGUCAAAUGGUGUAUGAUCCUCCAUCGAGGAACUCAGAGGAAUCUGUUGUAACGACUAUGUGUUGUACAGAUCAACAAGGAAAAGAGCCCACACUACUGGGCUUGUUCACUUAGGUUUUAAUUGCCCUUACUUUUUUUUUUUUUUCCUUUCUUUUUCUUGGUUAAAUCUUUCUGUUUUUUCCCCAGAAAUAGAUUCUGGUGAGUUUUUUGUACAUCACUGGCGCAGGAUUCCCCCUUAUUUCUUAUGAAUAGUAAUACAGAAACAAGGGAGGAAAUGAAAGUUUCCCAGUGAUUCCUUCUUCUCUUUUGUUGUUCUUUGUAUUUUUUGCUUUCGUUUGGUGUUGUAUAACCAGUCUAAUGAAUGUUGGACAUAAAUAGAAUGAUAUGUUUCCUCUC